GCAUGAAGGUUUGUGUUAAAGUGAUAUCUCUCUGUGAAGAGGUGCACAGACCCAUCAAACAGUUUGAAAUGCAUCGGUCCUGCCACCCUAUGUUUAAUUACUGUGAAAAUAUAUUCAACCAGAAAUCGUGGGAGAGAGCCUACAAAGACCACAGGAGAAAGGUUGAGAAUGCCAAAGCAGUAGUGGAUUGUAGUUCUCCUUUGAUCUACAACCAUAUUCAACUCAAUCUAAAGAAAUUCAAGAAGGAGACAGAAAGACUUCGAUUCAUUGAGAGAGAAAAUCGCUGGCUGAUGGAGAGGAUAGCUUUCAGCAUGAGGACUCACAAUGCAUGUGACUUCUUAAAUGACUACAGACAAAGAUGGUAAUAAAGAAGGAGGAGAGGGCGGAAGGUAGAGGAGAAACUUCAGGCAACUCCAGAGGACUUUUCCACUAAGUCAGAGAUAGGUUAUAAUCUGAAUUGACAGAGGGAGUUCCCACAUUUGGAGUUCCCUCCCCACACUGAUGAAAUCACAGAUCCUUCAGGUAUUAGAAUAGUAACAAUAAUAUUUUAUCCCUUGUACAAUGGUUCAUAGAACGUUAGGUAUCAUAAUAGUCGAAUAUAAUAAUUUUAAAUUAAAUAAUAGCAGAAUAGUGUCUUGUCUCAGGACUGAUUCUAUUAGAAACCCACCAAAAAAGAUGAGGAUGGGAUAAUAACAACUCACUUUUAAAUAGUGCUUUAAGGUUUCCCAAGCACAUUUUAUUAUCACCACUAUUCCUAUAUACCAAAGGAACAACUCCAGGGUGUAUGACAUUAUUUAAGAGUAUUUGAUGGCUAAGCAAAAUGUUGCAAAUGAAAAUGAAAAAAGCAUGAAAAUGAGCUUGAGGAAUGCAGCAUUUUAAUCCAGUUUUUUGCUUCAUUUAGUAUUGUAUUUUCCCCCAAUUACAUGUAAAAACUAUUUCCAACAUUCAUUUUAAAAAUUGAG
Vombatus ursinus (common wombat) is the source of this 962-nucleotide messenger RNA. RefSeq lists its product as uncharacterized. The transcript has 3 exons. NCBI's taxonomy places the organism in Eukaryota, Metazoa, Chordata, Mammalia, Diprotodontia, Vombatidae. Bases 3 to 365 code for a protein of 120 amino acids. The record is from RefSeq and is a predicted model, not a curated record.